Messenger RNA from Haliotis rubra (blacklip abalone), 1425 nucleotides. Its product is annotated as cell death abnormality protein 1-like. The record is from RefSeq and is a predicted model, not a curated record. The transcript has 7 exons. Gene Ontology annotation, molecular function: nucleic acid binding. NCBI's taxonomy places the organism in Eukaryota, Metazoa, Mollusca, Gastropoda, Lepetellida, Haliotidae. The coding region runs from base 49 to 1425 and encodes 458 amino acids.
UUUGUGCACUACACAGCAAGACGGCCCGGGGAUAAAGUUAAUGUAACAAUGGCGUUGUUUGUCAUCGUAGUGCUGAUCUGUAUGGCUGGUCCCACACAAGGAGCUGGAUGUAAUGAGGGACAGCAUUGCUCUGACUGUGACGUCAAGGGCGAUUGUUUGCAGGAUUGUGACAAAGGUUUCUAUGGACUCAAGUGCCAGUCGCAAUGCAGAGGCACGUGCAGAUACAACAUGUGUAAACUAGUACCAGGUAAGGGUACAUACACGUGUACUCAUGGCUGUGUACCUGGAUACCAAGGCACAAGUUGUAACAGACCAUGUGACAGUCACGUGGUCAACUGUACACUGUGUCCAGGUGGGUGUGACGGGGAGUACUGUCAGCUGGGUGAUGCUUGUUUUGCCGGAUGUCGAGAUUCCAGGUACGGAUCAGGAUGCAAGACGUGUCCCAGUAGCUGCAGAACCUGCAACAGGAUGACAGGAGUAUGUGACGAGUGUGACCCGACACAUUAUGGAGUCAACUGUGAGAAGACGUGUGAGAACUGUGCAGGAUCCUGUGAGUCUGACUGUGAAUGUGUUCCUGGCUUCUACGGGGACUUCUGUGCCGAGACUUGCAGUAAAACAUGCCACCCAAAGUCAGCCCACAAGUGUUUCCCUGCUGUGACGUCAGACAGCUGUACAGGUGAAUGUCACAAACACAGCGCCACGUGUCUCCAUGGCUGUGUGGAUGGCUGGUUCGGCCUGAUGUGUUCUUCUCCGUGUAAUCCUGGAUGUCGUCAUCAAAGAUGUAAUGCCGCAGGUUCCUGUGCUGAAGGCUGUGAACUUCAUCAUUUCGGGUCAGCCUGCGAACCUUGUCCCGAGAACUGCGCCAACCGAACAUGUGAUCAGAACACUGGUGCCUGUGUGACGGGUUGCGAGGAAGGAAGUGAGCCUAACUGUACACAGACCUGCUCCACUCCAGGAUGCACUACAAGCUAUAGUGAGAUCAUUGUCAACAUGUUACUGUUCAUGAGCUCCCCCUGGUAUCAUCUCAACUACACUGAUCUGGGUUGUGGGUGCUGUGGUCGUUUCCGUUCUGGUUGCAAGUUCUGUAUGCUGUCUGUGUUUCCGCAAAGGCCCGUGUACACAAAGCAGUCACAAAUGCCAGUAGAGGGAACAAGUUAUCAGGAUGCUGUUGGGGGGAACAUCACAAAGACAAACUCCGAUCACGACGGCACGUCCAGACCAGCACCCGAUAGAACACCUGAACAUGAGCUUGGUCGCCGGAUUCAUCAACGCCAACGUCAGCCAAACAACGUCGCUGAGUUGACCCUGGCUUUACAACAGGAGCGGCAGAACAUCCCCAAAGCACCUGUUCGACGUUUGUGCGAAUCCACGCCACGUCGACUCCGUGCAUGUGUACAGGCUCAGGGAGGUCACACUCGCUACUGA